Molecule: messenger RNA, 819 nt
Organism: Lachancea dasiensis
Lineage: Eukaryota; Fungi; Ascomycota; Saccharomycetes; Saccharomycetales; Saccharomycetaceae
Source: the annotation of a GenBank genome assembly
AUGCUACGAGCAACGGCUAGGUGCAAACAGUUGUCUUUACCCCAGCUAAGUGUUCGGAGUUUUAAUUCUGUUACAAAAUUCACUGCAACCAAAACUGGAAGUGCUGGUGGCCCUUUCUCCCAGUUGCCAGAAUUCACACCAUUGCAGGAUAGUAUCCUGGUGUCACUACCGUCGUCAUGUUCGAUAUAUACCAAAAAGGGACGAAUCAGUGCUUUUUCGUAUGAUUCCAAAACAAAGACUCCCCAACACUCAAUGAUCCAGUUGGAGCCCACCCCGGAAUCCGGUUUCUCGAAGUUAUCCACGGGAGACGAAGCUCUAAACGCAAUGCUUGUUUCAAGCACACCGAUGUCGAAUGUUCUGAUAUUAGAAUUCGAUGAUUACGAGCGAGGCUGGUAUCUGAUGAACCCUCACAACAGCGUAAUGUGCUUCAGUGGAGAUCUGACAUUCCAAAAAGACCAUCAACUGGUUGGCCGUGGAGUUGUAGCCCUGUGCGGAGAAGGACCAAUCUUUCAGAUGGACCUUGCACCUGGUGAAACGGUGAUACUCAAUCCGAGUGCCGUCCUGGGAUACAACAAAGCCAUUUCAUUCAAUACCAUCGGGUUCACAUCGCAGGCCUUGGUGCCAAAGCCUAUUCGUGAUUGGGUUGUACGCUAUGCAGGCAACCACCUGGACAAAAUCAACCUACUCUGGUAUAAGUUUUUAAGCAGGGAUAAGUUGUAUUGCCAAGCAACCGGACCUGGUAAAGUGUUAGUCCAAACAGCAUUUUCGACCGGUUCAACCCUGUUCUCCGAUAAAGAUGUGAUAAAAGCAUUCAAGUAA